Molecule: messenger RNA, 2671 nt
Organism: Asterias rubens (European starfish)
Lineage: Eukaryota; Metazoa; Echinodermata; Asteroidea; Forcipulatida; Asteriidae
Product: inner centromere protein A-like
Exons: 7
Coding region: 578-2671 (697 amino acids)
Source: RefSeq, a predicted model, not a curated record
GUGUUGUAUGAUAUGUGAGUUGUACUUUUUGUAGUUUUACUACUGUGUGAUUUUGUACGUGGACAUAAACAUGUGUUGGAAUUUUAACAUGUAGUGCUGGAAUAUCAUUUGGCAUUCUUAUUGGAUACGACAUGACAUAUUGUUGUAAGAAUUGGAUUUCAAUGACCAUAUGGACAGUAUUUGCCACACAGUCAACAAGCUGGAUAUAAUUGCAUUCCAAUUUGCAGUAUUAACUGAACCUACUGACAUGACAAAAUAUACCCAAGGAUUGCAAAUCCGCUAGGUAGGCCUAUUAUUCAACGGAAGCCUGCACAUAAAAUCUCACUUUGAACAACUGAUGAGGAAUUUUGUUCACACACUUUCAUCUUAAAGGAGCCAAUAUUGGACUGUGUGAUACUAGAAUUUUCUAUAAUUCUUGAAUGGUAUUCGUUUUAAAACUAUUCAAAAAAUUUGUAUUGAUUAAUUCGCUGUCUUCCAUUUGCAAAGCAAUUCAACAAAAAUGAUUUCAGAGGAUAAGGUGUCCAGUUUGCUAGUGCCUGGAUUAUCUUGAUGUAUUAUCGGUGAUAUUGAGUGAGCAAUGUCUACCAGCGACAGUGCCGUGACGGGCAAGCCCCCGAGCGGGACGCCAGGUAGUCGCAAUAGGACGCCAUCCACAACUCCACGGUCUACGACAUCCACACCAAGACAGUCUACAACAACCGGACGCACAGGGAACAAUGCCCGGCUAUCGGGGCAAGGCCAAACCUCCAAACGCUCGUCUUCGGUCACCAGUGAAACAGAGGCUACUCUCAGACGGAAGAUCGAACGAUUAAAACUGGAAUUAGACACCAAGAAAACAAAACCAAAAAGAGGCUCAGGCGACGGCAAAUCACUCACCAAUCGUGCAACUUCAAAUCCCACUGCUAAAAAUAAUUCAUCCUCCGAAAGUAAAGACUCGUCUAAAAUCAGAACUCCACCGAAUAGCUCAACCAAAUCUAACUCAGCGAGGAGGUCACUGGGACCUGACACCAAAACAAAACCGCUUCCAGCUUGGAGGUCUGGUGGUAGCGGAGAUGUAAAUUCAUCAAGACCGAACCCGAGAGUGGUUGCUAGAAUCAACUCUAAGCCAGAUCUUCUGAAGAAAUCCAACUCCAAACCAGACAUGCUGUCAACUUCUUCUUCAUCAUCCACCGGUCUUAAACGGAAAGAAACAUUUAUCGUAAAGAAGUCACAGUCCAACGUAUCAACGAGGAUCCCAACGAUCCGUGGAUCACCGAAAGCCGAAAUCACAAAAACAGAUGUGGAGGAUGAACCAUCAAAACAAUGCAUUCCAAUGAACGUAUCCUCUGAUAUUUCUAAUAGAGUUAACCCGCCUUCAGAUACAUGUAGCAGUAAAGAAAGUGUCGAUAGAAGUAUUCCUAAAAUGAACCAGUUAUCUAUAACUGAUCUGACUGAUGAUGAUCAAAAUUCGGAACAGGGAAGUCAAGAGGAUUUCCCGAAAGAUGAACUGGAUAAGUUGGCCCAGACAAGAAAGAAGACCACUAUAGAUGGAAAUGAAAAUGGAUUACCUCGGGAAAUAGAGAGUCAGUAUGAUGGCGUAAUCAUAAAGGAACCCAAUGUGGUGGCAAGGUCGACAUUAAAAAAGGAUUUAGAUAUUUAUGAUGGGGAGGAGUUACUACAAAAUGAGGAUUUAUCGGCAGAGAUGCAUGCACCAGCAAGACGGGUUACUGCAUCUGAUAAUAUGAGCUCCAUGGAGGGAACUGGCGAGAAAUUAACCACUCGGGAGGGGCAUGUCCAACAAGAAGAAGAUGAUCAAGAUGAAGAAGCAAAGGAGAAUUUGGAGAACAUGCUCGCCAGUCAAAAACAGUUGAUCCUUACCCUAAAGGUUGAGAAUGCAAACUUGCCUGGUGAAGGUUGUGAUGCAGUAGAUGGUGCGCUAUUGCCUGCCGCUGGUACUACUGACCAGUCAGUCACAGAGACUAUUGACCGGUCAAGGACAACUGACAAGUCCACUGCAGGGACUAUUGACCAACCUGGUGUUGUAGACAGGGAAUCCAGGAAUGAAGAAACUUUGAUGGUGGUGGCGCAUGAGGAACCAAGCAUGCGCAAACAAGUGGAGGAGUUGCAGCAGGAACGCCGACCCAACGAAGAGCGUUAUGAGAAACUGAAGAAGCGCAACAUGGAGCUGUCUCUGAUGACUAAACGGCUGGAUGAGAAGGCUAGACAGAUACAGAUACAAAAGAGAGCAGACACUCCACCGAGCCUUCCCAAUGGCACUGCCACCACAAACCACCAGACUUCCAAACCCACCGACGUUGAGGUCUACAAGCGCCUCUUUGCCAGGCAGAGGGCGCGGGAUCUAGCCGAGAGUGCACAGAAGCUUCUGACUAAGGAGAAAGAGAUUAAGGGACUGAAGCAGGAACUGGACAAGCGUGUUGCUCUCAGUCCGGAACCUGAAGUGCAGAACGGCAAUGGCAGUGAUGAGAACACACACUUGAAGACAAUCAUAAAGGGGAAUGCUAAGGAGCAAUUACUUCUCCAAAGGCAAAUACAACUGGCUUCCAGUGUAUCGGUGAGUGUAACUAACAUUUGCUGUCCAACAUUAUCUCCUGCCCCAUUCAGAGUUAUUUGCUUUGUCCAAGUGUUAUUAGUUGAAUACCUGUGUAAUGAAUCUUUUGUCUUCUAUGCCUAA